AUGGAAGUGAUAGGUAGCCAAAAGAAUGCAACUCCAGAGCUGUAUGCAGCAGAGUAUUAUCAACAAAUAAUACCGUUAAUUAAUGCCAUUUUCCUUUGUGCGUUUGUGAGUUUCUUUGGUAUUAUAGCUAACAUUAUUAAUUUAAUUGUGUACUAUCGGCAAGGUUUGAAGUCAACUAUUAAUCUUAGUCUGUUCGCUUUGGCUGUUGCUGACCUCAUGUGUCUGUUAGUUCAAGAAUGGAUGGUCACUGUGUAUUUUAUGAGUUGCCUUGGAGUAGCCGUUGAUUACUCAGAUUUUUUCCAUCUAACUGGUGGAUUGCCUCAUGAGACAUUGACCAGGCUGACUACAUCAAUUACUGUCUAUAUCACGGCAGAGAGAUGUAUAUGCGUUGUUUUUCCCCUGAAGAUGAAGCAGAUAAUUACCAUAAAGCGAACAGCGUUUAUACUUAUUUUUAUCUACGUUGUGACAUUUUCAUCAUGGAUUCCUCUCUACAGUACAUCGUCCCUGGUGUGGAAGUUCAUUCCAGAACUAAACCGAACUAUUCUCACUUCGGUUACCAAAGCUGGUAAGGAAGAAAUGGAUAAAGUACUUUACUUCAUCAACGCGAUUUUCGGAGUAGCAUCAGUGAGCACCGUUAUUUGUUUUACUUCAGUCCUAAUUUGUAUGCUAAGAGCGAAAUCUGUCUGGCGUAGAUCAGUAAGUAUUCAACAUAAUACAGAUAAUGCUAUGUCUAACAGGGAAAGGACUACAUCCACUAUGGUAGUCCUGAUUGCUGUCAUUUUAGUUGUAUGUUACAUGCCCUCUGUUAUACUAUGUGUGGUAACUUUCAUCGAACCAGAGUUUAACUUUGGCAGACGAUAUGUUGUGAUAUUUGACGUAUUUUGGUCUUUUGCCAUUUUGUUUGAGGACAUCAGCUCUAGUAUUAAUAUUUUAUUAUAUAUUAAAAUGAGUUCCAAAUACCGGAAUACUUUAAAAACCCUCUUCAAUAAGCGGUUCAAAAAUGCAUUUUAA
Candidula unifasciata is the source of this 1011-nucleotide messenger RNA. The record is from the annotation of a GenBank genome assembly. Lineage: Eukaryota; Metazoa; Mollusca; Gastropoda; Stylommatophora; Geomitridae.